CAAAUAACCAAUCGUUUUCACAGUCCGAUUCCCUUGGGAGAUUAUUUUAGGGAGUUAUAUGAAGUAGUUCCCCUCAAGCUAUUGAACAUAAACAUACUCACAUGCACACACACUCUUGCAGAGCUCAGGAUCUAGUGGCCGAGGAGUCAACACUGUGUUCUUUCAGAAGUGUCCUGACCAGAGUGUGAGCUGUUCCUGGACCAUCCUUCUCCAUGGACCGUACCAACAGUCUCCUGGUACUGCUGCAUGUCCUGGGUUCAGUUACGGUCAGCCUGGGCUGCUUCUGUGACCACUACGCCUGGAGCUCAUGGUCCAUCUGCACCAGAACCUGCAACUACGGGACCCAGGAGCGCCGCAGGAGUAUCCGAUAUGAUGACUAUUACCGGAAGAAUAGCUGUGAGCAGCUGUGUCAAAAGCAUGAGAGUCGGGCAUGUAACGUUCAGGCCUGCUUCAUCCACUGUCAACUCACUGAUUGGUCCAACUGGUCCGGGUGCUCCCCGUGUGCCAAAAAACAGUUAAGGACUCGAUCACUGCUAAGGCCUUCCCAGUUUGGAGGCGUGGAGUGCGAUGCUGUUCUGACAGAAGACAGAGCGUGUUACCCAUCAACAGAGUGCAAGAUGGAAACACUCAACUGCAAAGAGUUUCAGUGUGGCAAUGGUCGCUGUAUCAGCUCCAAACUAACAUGCAAUAAACAGAACGACUGUGGGGACAACUCGGAUGAGAAGAACUGUGAUGAAUUCAAAAUAGUGUGUCCUGUUGAGAAGAGAGUGGUCCCUGGAGCUGACCUCAUAGGAAACGGGUUUGAUGCCAUGGCAGAGACUAAGAGGGGGGCGGUACUGGAUAACAUGUUCAUGGGGGACACCUGCAACCUUAACAAGAGCAGAGGCAGCAGCUACAGGCUGUACUACCGCGUCCCAGCCAAUGUAGAAAGCUUUGAGAUCAAGGUCGAGAUCCCAGAUGACUUUAAACAGGAACCCCAGCCAGUCUACAGUGAGACCGUCAACCUGGCCUCCCCACCAGUCUCUACCAGAAGUGAUUCCUCCAGUGGUGACUCUCGUCUCAUCUGGGUCCCGAUCUUCUUCUUUGGUUCCAGACGCCACCACCAAUCCAACACAGGCACAUUCAAGCAGGCUAUUUCAGCUUCAAAGAAGACGGACUCCCAGUUCUUCCGAGUGCACCAGGUGUUACCUGUAUCCAGAUUCAGGGUGAAGGAUUCAGACCUGUACCUGACAGAGCCCUUCUUACAGUUUCUGACCAGCCUGCCCCUGGAGUACAACUACGCCCUCUACAGGGAGAUCUUCAAGCACUUUGGGACCCACUACUUCGCCUCCGGAACCUUAGGGGGACACUAUGAUCUGCUUUACCAAUACAGCAGACUGGAGCUUAAGAACAGUGGUUUAACAGAAGAGCAUACCAAAGGAUGCCUAAAGUCUGAGUCGAGCAUGUCUAUAAUAAUAUACUCGCAAAGUUCAAAUGUUGUAAGAUGCUCCGACAAUACAAUGACUCAAAAACAUGAAGGCUCUUUCGUGCAGUCGUCAGAGAAGUCUUUCUCCAUGGUGCGUGGAGGCAGGGACGGGGAGGCUGCAGCCCUGGCCUGGGAGCAGAAAGGGGCUGCCCCUGACAGCACCACUUAUAAGAACUGGGCCAAAUCACUCAUAGACAACCCUGCUGUCGUGGAAUAUGAGCUGUUGCCCAUCAUCAAUCUGGUCAAGGGGAUCCCAUGUGCUGCCACCAAAAGAAGGCACCUGACCAGAGCUCUGGUGGAGUACCUGGAGGACUUUGACUCCUGCAAGUGUGCCCCCUGCCCUAACAAUGCCCGUGCCGUCCUUUCUGGCACAGACUGUCAGUGCAUCUGCCAGACGGGCACCUAUGGGCCCAACUGUGAGCAACGGGCACAAGACUACACCUCAGAGGCAGUAGAUGGUUACUGGAGCUGCUGGGGGACAUGGAGUGCCUGUGAUGCAUCCAUGAAGAGACAUCGUACCAGAGAGUGCAACAACCCCGCUCCCCUGAGGGGGGGGAAACUCUGCCAGGGACCGGCCAGACAGGAGGAGGGAUGCUUCAUCUCCAUUUUCCAAGAGCAAAAUGUAUGUGUUAAUGAUGAGGACUUUGCCACAGAGGGGCGGGCGGAGGGCUUGCCUCCCGGCGUGGAGGGCUGUCCAAGACCCAAGCGUCCUGCCAACAGUCACCUCAGGAAAGAUAAGCGUUACUAUGAGUUUGGCGACAUGGAGGAGUUCCUGUGCUUCACAGGGUUUGAAAUGGAAGGUUACCAGUUCAUCAACUGUCGCCCUGAUGGGACCUGGACCCCUCCCACAGGGAUGUGCAUCAGGAAGGUGUGCUCCCCGCCUGCCGUGCCUGAGGGUAUGACUCUGUACCCCUCCAAGAAGGAGUACAAGGUGGACCACUCCGUGGGACUUGAAUGCACGGAGAGAGGCAUGGUUCCGUCAGAACAGGGCUUCUACACCUGUGCCAAGAGUCUAACCUGGGAGCCUCCACUUCCUAAAGACCUGCACUGCAAAAUAGAUAAGCCAUUUGUUCCUGACAAUCAAUGUGGGAGAGGAGAGAGGCACGUUGGUUCCAAAUGUAUCUGCGUGGCACGUGAGACAUGCCUCUCAUACAAAACUGAGUUCUGCAUCUUCAAUGCUGAAGUUGGCAGUGGUGUGAUGAUGUCUUACUGUGGUUUCCACUCGGGCCGUUGCCAUGGUGACCAGCUCUUCUUCAUGAAUGUGGGCCCGUGUGACGAGGAUGUGGUCAGCCUGGACUGGGCCAAGUUCAGGGUCAGCAUGGCUGCCAAGAGCUCAGUCCAGGAGCCCUGCGACUCUGACACCUGUUAUGAGUGGGAGAGCUGCACUGAGUCCAAACAGUGUCUGUGUAAAGUUCCCCGGGACUGUCCAAAGGAGGGAGAACACAUGUUCUGUGUGAAGCUGCUGAAGACCCAGAGCAAGAGGAGUGUGAAUCUGUGUUUCAUGGCUGCCAUCAAGUGUAGAAAGAUGGAGUUUGAGAUUCUCAACGAAGGCCUGUGUGAAGAGUCCACAUAACCAGGUCCUAGUGUAGCUUUCCUCUUCUUGUAUUCUACCACUCUCUCCCUCUGCAUUAUAUCAUACAGCACAACUGUAAAGAUGGAUGUUCUGAAGGAGCUGAUUUUUGUCCCGUUUGAAUUGCAGCUUUGUUCAACUUAAUUUGUUUUACAAUCUAGCUUGAAGUUCAUUUCUUUGCAUGUUAUUUUGUACUGGUAUGUCUUUUUUAUAGCAUUUUAUGACUAUUUGCUUGUGUUGUUAUGAUAUCAAAUAUAUUUUGGCAAAAUGUGGUGUUUAAAUUAAAUUAACAAAAACAAAUAUGUUUGUAUCCAAUAUUUUAUUUACAACAACUUGCAACUACAUGUAACUGCCAAAAAUAAAGGAAACACCAACAUAGUG
This is a messenger RNA of Oncorhynchus keta (chum salmon), 3416 nucleotides long. RefSeq names its product complement component 6 (gene c6.2). Gene Ontology annotation, biological process: immune response. Gene Ontology annotation, molecular function: protein binding. Lineage: Eukaryota; Metazoa; Chordata; Actinopteri; Salmoniformes; Salmonidae. The record is from RefSeq and is a predicted model, not a curated record. The transcript has 18 exons. Bases 213 to 3038 code for a protein of 941 amino acids. Gene Ontology annotation, cellular component: membrane attack complex.